This is a messenger RNA of Salvia hispanica, 876 nucleotides long. The record is from RefSeq and is a predicted model, not a curated record. NCBI's taxonomy places the organism in Eukaryota, Viridiplantae, Streptophyta, Magnoliopsida, Lamiales, Lamiaceae.
AUGGUUAAUGGAAGUGCGGUGACCUGGUUAAGAGAAAGAAAAGAUUCACUGCCUCCUCUCGACUGGCUAACAAGGAUGAAGAUAGCACUUGGAGCUGCAAAGGGUCUAGCUUACCUUCAUCAUAAAUGCCCCAGGAAAAUCAUUCAUCGUGAUGUUAAAGCAUCAAAUAUAUUGUUGGAUGAGAACUUUGAAGCAGUUCUUGCUGACUUAUCCUUGGGUGAAUUUGUGGAUUGCUAUGGUGAUGAUAUUGUCAUUCCGAUUAAAGGAACAGCUGGUCAUAUAGCUCCUGAGUAUCUUGCUAAUGUUAAAAGAUACAAUUCUCAAAGUCUAGAAUAUUAUUUUGAAAGAGAACUAGAGAUUGGACAAUUUUGUUCGCAACCAAUGCCAAAUCUGGUUCAUGUGAUUGGAUUUUGCCGGAUGCCAGAAGUACAAUUGCUUGUUUUCCCGUUGGUGGUCAAUGGAAGUGUCGAUUCAUGGUUAACGGAUGACAACGUUGAAGCAAUUGUUGCUGACUUCAAAUCAGCUAAGAUCAUGGACCGCAACGUGACUCAUAUUACCACUACCGUGACAGGAACAAUUGGUCAUAUAGCCCCCGAGUACCUUGCCAGUGGUAAGUGUUCAGAUAAAACUGAUGUUUUCAGUUAUGGAGUGUUUCUUCUUGAGCUCAUCACAGGACGGAGAAUUAUUGAUCUUAUUCACGUAGGCGAUGAGAACGACAGGAUGUGUGUUGAUUGGGUAAAAAGGAAUUAUGAGGAGAGAAGAUGGGAAUCAUUGGCUGAUAAUGAAGGUGGUGAUGAUUUCAUGGGAGCAGCUGGUGAAAGCCGCUGUUUACUGCACAAGAUACAACCCAGACAGACGUCCAAGGAUGGUGUCUAG